UCCAACCUUCUUCCAAACACAUCACAUCCUAUCAAAACUAUCAUACCAUUGGAUGCAGUAAAAGUUUAUCCCUCAAGAAUCUUUACUUCAUCCACUCACGGACAUAUCGCCAUCAUGUCGGCUUCUACCAUUCAAUUAACGCCGGGCGAACGUGGUGCAUACGGUCACUUUUUCGCUUUGGCAGAUCCGCAAAGUACAGGUGUCGUUUCCGGUAAUUCUGCCGUUUCAUUCUUUGCUCUAAGUGGUUUGCCAUCACCUGUUUUAGGUUCAAUUUGGACUUUCGCAGAUAAGGAUAAUAAUGGAUUUUUAACCCCGGCAGACUUUAGUACAGCUUUACGUUUGAUCGGUCAUGCACAAUCCGGCAAAGUGGUAACGGAAGAUCUCAUUCAACAACCAGGCCCUUUACCUACUUUCAAAGGAAUCACUCUUCCUCCUCAUUUGGCCGCUCCUGGUAUUUCAACGCCUAACCGAUCUUCUUCAACUAUCCAGCCGCAAGCAACAGGCGGUGCUUUUGGAUCACAACCCGGAAGUGCAACUGAGAUUCGUCCCGAUGAUCGUGCCAGAUACACACGCAUCUUCGCCGGUGCAGGGCCUCAGCAUGGUCUAUUGGAUGGCGAAAAAGCCAAAGAGAUCUUCGUCAAAUCCAAGCUACCAUUCGAUAAAUUGGGUGCAAUCUGGACUUUGGCUGACACUAAGGCCAGAGGUAAAUUAGAUUUAACAGAUUUCAUCAUUGGUAUGCACUUCAUCCAAAGCACAAUGAACGGAAGCCUUUCUAGUAUUCCAACUACUUUGCCUGCAGGAUUAUACGAAAAGGCAGCAGGAUCCGGUCUCACUGGUCUACCCCCUAGCAGCCCUUUAGCUGCUCAAAACACAGGAGGAUCAGCUUCUGGUGGUCUGGGCGGACCUGGAGGUUACAUUUCUCGUCAGAUGACCGGCUCACAAUUUGGUGCCCCCGGUAGUCCAAGUCCUUCAACAAUUCGCUCGCCUCCUCCAUCAUUGCAACCGCAACGUACUGGAACGGCUUUGUUCAAUGCACCUAGUACGAUUCGACCAAACUUGACCGGCAAUGCAAACUGGUCAGUCACACCUGCCGACAAAACAAAAGCUGAUCAAUUCUUCGACGGCUUAGAUCAAGAUCGUAAAGGUGUGUUGGAAGGCCAAGCAGCAGUGCCUUUCUUCAUGCAAAGUGGUUUGGACGAAGCAACAUUGGCACAUGUUUGGGAUUUGUCCGAUAUCACGCAAUCAGGUUCAUUGACCCGAGAUGAGUUUGCUGUCGCUAUGCAUCUUAUCAACCUCAAGUUGACUGGAAGCGAAUUACCACAAGAACUCCCCGCUAAUUUGAUCCCUCCCAGUCUAAGAGGUCAAAGCCUACCACAAGCGGUCAAUCCGCAAGAGACUGACACCCAAAAAGACUUGUUCUCCUUGAUGGAUGACGAUAUCGAUUUGCCUGUUUCUACCGCAAGUGCAUUCGCCAAGCCUGCUAUUGCUCCACCAGCUGCCGCUGCUCCUGCUUCCGCAACGACGGCCAGUAGAGGUGCAUUUGAUAGUGCAUUCGAUGAUGACUUUGGCGGCAGCCCAAGUGCAACUACAGGUUUCACUUCUCCCAAGCCGGCACCCUCUUCCGUUGCAGGAGCACUUUCGCCUGUACCGACAGGAACAAGUGCAAGCGGUAUUCGAUCUGCUCAACCCUUUGGUGACGCAAGCGCUGAUGCUGCCAAUCAAAGACUUGCGCUCGAAAGUACACAAAAGAGCUUGACAGGUCUUGAAACAACAAAGGCAGAUUUGACCAAAUCAAACGCUGCAGAUGCUCAUUCGAUCGAAGAUUUGCGUACACGAUUGGAAACUGUUCGUAUGCGUCACCAAACAGAAUCAGAAUCCGUAAAGGCAUUGCAAGAACGACAAAAAGCGCAAAGUGCAGAAUUGAAGCGAUUACGGGAAGAAUCUGUUCAUGAAGAGUCUGAAUUGAGCAGAUUGAAAGCCGAAAAGGAUGAAAUUGAACAAGCAUUGAUGAAGGAUCGUGAAGAUGUUCGGGAGAUGAAGAGCGUCGUGGCAGAACGUACAAAAGCCAAAGAAGCGCUCAAAGCAGAAAUCGAAAAAUUGAAGAAAGAAGCUCGUCAACAAAAAGGUCUUGUUGCAAUUGGCAAGAAACAACUUUCUCAAGCUGAUAGCGAUUUGAGCAAAGCACAAGAUGAAUUAAACGCUGCACGCGAAGAAGGAAAUGUACAAGAGCAUGCAGCACAUGGUGAAGUACCAGUCGUUUCACCUCAAGUAAACCCAUCUCGCGAAGCAGCCCUAAGUCCAGCGGCAAGUAUUCGAAGUAACAAUCCUUUCGAUCGCUUCUCCCCUUCCACAGCUCCUGCUCAAUCACAUACAGGCGCAUUUGCUGUGGGAGGUGCAGCUGGAGCAGUGGCAGCAGGUGUUGGAGCUGCAGCCUUAUCUCAUCAUGAUCAAAACGAGAAAGAAGGAACUUCUACAGCGGAUGAUCCAUUUGGUCUCACCAAAGCUGCCCCUAAGCAAGAUGAAGCAAUUGCCGCCCCACAUAGCAAUGAUGCAACUGCAGCAUUUGAUGACGCAUUUGGAGAGAACAUCCCUUCGUCAACAGCUCCUGCUACAGAUAGCCUGGAUGCACCUGCAGGCGCACAUGCCAACGUCAAUCAAUCAUUCGAUGAUGCAUUUGCUGACCUCGAUCAACCUGCCACUUCUGAUCCUACCGCUCCAGAAGCCACUUCAGAAGCAAUUCCAGGUUCAUUCGGCGCUGCUGCAACGACCGCGAUUGAAGAACCCAUUGACCAUUCGACCAUUGACGCAGAAGAAGGGAAGGCUGGAAUAGCCAGCACUAAAGCGCUUGAUGAACCAGAGCACGUUCCAGCCCCAUCCGCCGAUGAAGUUGCUGCCAAUGCUGAUGUCGAUCCGGGCUUCCCUUCACUUGCUAAGGGCAAACAAGUCGCACGAGAUGCAGACGAAGAUAGUUCGGAUGAUGAUGACGACGGACCGGAAGACUUUGAAGGCCAUGGCAAGCAUUUUGUCGGAAGUCCAGAUGAGGUCGGUGAUGGCAAAGAACCGUUUGGAAACGAUGAUGUUACGGCAAAACAACCUGCUACCGCCGAAAAUGCGGUACAAGCUGCUAAUCGAUUCCCUGAAGUUGAAAGUGAAGAAACUACCGGCAAAGCUCCCCUUGCACCAUCAGUGGUUUUAGGAAAUGCUACACCGACGUAUACUGCCAAUGCUACUCCCCUUGCACCGUCUGUCAGUGGCACAAGUGUGAAUGAUGAUGCUUUCCAUGAUGCAGCAACCGAACAGCCAUCUUCGGAAAGUGCUGUUCCUAAUCACGAACGCUUCACGACUGCAAUCGAUAAUGCAGAAAGUCGCGAUAAUCCUGCUCAAUUGAACGCCGAUCAAAGAGCCAUCAGUCCGGCAAAGACACGUAGAGCUCCUCCUGCUGUACCACUUCGCUCAGGCACUGCUACUUCAACACCUCAAGGAAUCUCGAAUGCAGGACCAUUUGGAGCUUCGAGUGAUCAACUUGCUGCUGUGAACUCUGCAGCUGCUAAUCCAAUGGACGACUUUGAUGCUGCAUUUGAGGAUCUAGGACCUACGACUUCAGGUAACGCACCUAAUGGCGAUGUUGGUAAUGUUACCUCCACGUCUGGAUUUGAUGAUACGUUUGGCGAAGCAGAUGGAUUUGACUUUGUGCCUUCUUUCAGCACAAACAAUUUCGAUAAUGCUGUCAAUAAUCAAAGCAAAGCUGCUACCACUCUGCCAGGUUCGACUAAUGGAGGAGCCUUUGAUGGAUUCGAUUCCACUUUCGAGAAUGCUUUUGAGACUGGUGGAACUGGUCAAAAAGCACUUAAUGCACAAUCUACUGCCCCUGCCGGUCAAACAAAUUCCAAUACAGGGUCUGGUUUCAGCUUUGAUGAUGCAUUCGUGCCGGCUGAAGCUAUCUCUACCGGUCAAACACCACCACAACAAUCAACCGAUCUACCUUCUGCGAUCACCAGUGCAGCACCACCACCGACUUUACCGGCCCGAAAUGCUGCUCCGCCAAAAGAUUCAGCGGGAGCCUUGCCAGAUGAUGCAGGACCAGUGAAACAACUUUGUUCGAUGGGAUUCACUCGACCUGAUGUGAUUAAAGCAUUGGAAAAGAGCAAUUAUCGAACUGAUAAAGCUUUAGAGCGCUUACUUGCACAAGCAUAGGUCUUUUGUGCACUUUUACCAUUAAGUUCUUCGUGUUACUACUUUACUUCAAAUGUUUACCCAUGCUUCUCUCUUAAUGGAAAUACAAUGAAUGAUAUUGAGCAAGA
This is a messenger RNA of Meira miltonrushii, 4301 nucleotides long. RefSeq lists its product as uncharacterized. The transcript has a single exon. NCBI's taxonomy places the organism in Eukaryota, Fungi, Basidiomycota, Exobasidiomycetes, Exobasidiales, Brachybasidiaceae. The record is from RefSeq and is a predicted model, not a curated record. Gene Ontology annotation, molecular function: protein binding; calcium ion binding. Gene Ontology annotation, cellular component: plasma membrane; cytoplasm. Bases 115 to 4194 code for a protein of 1359 amino acids. Gene Ontology annotation, biological process: endocytosis; endosomal transport.